AUGGAAGACGGAAAGUCGGUUGCGACAAACCGAUAUUGCUUCAAAAGAAGUUUGUUAAGUUUCUUGGUAAUUAUUUCAGAUAUAUUCGGUGGUCAUUGUUCGAAACAAGACCCUGAGGUGGAUGCCUGUCUGCUAAAGAGCUUCAAUAAUCUCAUUGAACAUCUCAAGGAAGGUGAUCCCGAACUGGGAAUCGAACAGUCAGAUACCAUUGUAAUUGAUGAGUUAUCAAUCGCUCUGGGCGGAGGUCCUGAUGGAUACAAGGCCACCUUCAAAGACAUUCACGCCAGCGGAGUAGAUGACGUCACCAUCACUAAUGUCAGGUCAGAUCUGGAAACGCAUCAGUUCCAAAUAACUCUCUCCAUACCCCACAUCAGUGCCACGGCUCGUUACCGAUCCUCGGGGAUGCUGCUUCUAGUUAGAGCCUCAGGUGGUGGAGACUACUGGGGAGAAUAUGAGAAUGUCAAGGCGAAGGUAUAUUUCCGGGGCGAGCCUUUCGUCAGGGAUGACCAGACGUUCCUGAAACUCAAGCAAAUUAAACUGGACUUCUCUGUCAAGGAAAUCAAGAUGGGUGUUGAAAACUUACACAACAGCAACUCUGUCUUACAAGCGGCAUUGAAUCUUUUCAUUAACACGAACGCCCAGGAACUGCUCAAGGAAAUGAAGCCACAACUAAAGAGAGAUCUAGCGGAGAAGAUGUCCCGGUUCUUGGACAGAAUCCUAGACAAGAUUCCAUACGACGACUGGAUUGUCGAUUAG
Molecule: messenger RNA, 756 nt
Organism: Danaus chrysippus (African queen)
Lineage: Eukaryota; Metazoa; Arthropoda; Insecta; Lepidoptera; Nymphalidae
Source: the annotation of a GenBank genome assembly